Messenger RNA from Cotesia congregata, 5190 nucleotides. The record is from the annotation of a GenBank genome assembly. Lineage: Eukaryota; Metazoa; Arthropoda; Insecta; Hymenoptera; Braconidae.
AUGAUGAAAGGUUUGUGCGAGGAGUCGACAGGCCAGUCAAACAUCAUCCUUGACAUUGAGGAAAGCCGUGGCUCUGGUUACGAGCAACCAACAACGCCCGAAGAGCUUCCGGUGUAUGGGAAUCCCUACAACGAGACCACCUUGGAGGUAAUAUUUCCCGGAAAGGCGCCACUAUUCGCCCUCGAUGGAAAGAAACUGAGACUCCUUAAACAACUGGAUCGCGACACCGAGAACCUCUCGCACGUUGUCUUCCAGCUUGUAUGUACAGUGAAAGCGACAAACAAGAAGCGGAUUAUACCGAUAAUCGUCCGAGUGUCCGAUGUAAAUGACAAUGCACCGAAGUUCAUCAAUACACCGUAUGAAACAACUGUACCCGAGCUGACGCCAGUAGGCUCGACGAUAUUUCAAAAUGUGGUAGCAGUGGACGCUGACGCGGGUGUGAAUGGACUCGUGGAAUACUCAAUAGCGCCAGGAGAUGGGAACGGUAUUGGCAGCAACAAUGCUGUCGGUCGUGAUAGAAUUACAACCGCAGACGGGUAUGGUUAUUUCAGCAUCAACUUGCCACAUCAGGGACAGGUCACGGUCAAUCGAACACUCGACUUCGAGAGGACGCAGCGUUAUCUCGUCACCAUCCUCGCAUCGGACCGAGCAUUAAAUACGUCCGAAAGAUUGACAUCGACCACAACUUUAACAGUUAAUAUUCGAGACGAUGACGAUCAAGAUCCUUCAUUCAUCUACCAGGGAUGCAUGCUGCUGGACGGGUCUUGCAUCAACCCGGAGUACUCUGCUUCCGUAUCCAGUGGAGUACUGUCUGGAAUACUCAAUAUAUCGCCGGAGAAAAUACAAGCCGUUGACAUGGACAGUAUUAAUGCGGCAAUUCAUUAUUCCUUCCUCAGUGGUAAUCCACAAAACUACAGGGACUUUUUUGAAAUAAAUCCAAACACCGGGGCGGUUAAGCAAAUUCGAGCUGUUGAUACUACUGCCGUGGAGGAAUCAGAGGCAAAGCGAUCAGCGACAGCUAAGCUAACAAUUACCGUGAAACCGGUAGACAGUAAUCCACCGGUUAUUACAACAUCAUCUGUUGAGGGUUACGUUGAUGAAAACGCGCCAGUUGGUACCAAGGUCAUCGACAAAGAUGGAAAUCCUAUUAAACUUACAGUAUUCGAUGCCGAUCUGGCACCAGAGGAUCCCAAGCCAAACUACACGUUCGAGCUGACAACAAGUUUCUUCGGGAUCGAUCAAUCAGGAACUCUGAUAGUGAACGAAGAAAAUCUGGAUCGCGAUCCGCCGAGUCCCGGGCGCUUCAGAUUCCAAGUGAUUGCGCGCGAAAAAACAGGUAUCGCAGCAUCAACACCUCUGUCUUUUGUUGUCACAUUGAACGACGUCAAUGACAAUGCGCCUCUGCUGCCGAUGGUACCGCCAAUCACCGUCCAAGCCGGCGAGGCCAGACGGGAAGUAAUUAAGGUCGAAGCAACUGACAACGACGAGGGUGAAAAUGCCGAGAUAACAUACAGCAUUUACCAUGUAUCGAAUAACGGCCUGCAAAAGUUCAAAAUCGAUUCCAAGACCGGCGUUAUCGAGUCAGUAAGAAAAUUAAACGCCGGCGAACAAUAUAGUAUCACCGUCCAGGCGACUGAUAAAGGCGGCAAGUACUCCCAAACAAUCGUUGAAAUAAAUGUAAUUCCCGGUCCCAAUACACGGAGUCCCGUUUUUCAACAGCCGGUUUACGAAGUUGAAGUUAGCGAAGGCGCUCCUAUUAAUUCCACCGUAGCCACCAUUACUGCACUCGACCCAGAAAAUGAUCCAGUGUCAUAUUCAAUACUUUCGGGCAAUGACUUGAGGCAAUUUGCGAUCGGUGACAAGUCAGGCGUUAUUACCGUUAUAAGGAAGUUGGACAGGGAAGACUUGACGCGAUAUCAGCUGUUUGUAAAAGCUGAAGACAGUGGUGGACUCUCUAGUACGGCAACGGUAAAUAUUCGCGUAACCGAUAUCAAUGACAAGAACCCCGAGUUCCAGGGCUUGCCUUACGAGUUUCAAGUUAAGGAAGGCAAGGCGAGAAAAUUAAUUGGACAUGUUCACGCUGAUGAUGCCGACGAGGGCAUUAAUUCAGAAGUAACUUAUUUUGCACCAGAUGACAUUCCGUUUACGGUUGAUCCGGAAACUGGAGACGUUCUUACCAAGAUAGCCUUGGAUUAUGAGCAAAAUCAUGAAUAUAAAUUUGUUGUGACGGCACGUGACGGCGCUCCAGAGCCUAGACUCGCCACGGCAACUGUCUCGGUAAAAGUUAUUGAUGUCGAAGAUGAAGUACCGAUAUUUCAUCAGAGUAGUUAUGAAGCACGUGUUAAAGAAAAUGUACCUGAUUACAUGGUUAUACAAGUUGUUGCUGACGAUCCAGAUACUAAAAAACAAAUAACAUACGUAAUUAAGCAAGGUGACACUGAUCUAUUUAGUAUCGAUCCAAAGACAGGUGUAAUUAAAACAGUACGUGGGCUGGAUUAUGAGAGAGAUAGCCAGCAUAUACUUAUUGUCGGCACUUUAGAAAAUACAAGUGAUCUUCCCGGAUCUACUACUCGUGUUGUGAUUAACGUACAAGAUAUGAAUGAUAUACCGCCAGUAUUUACGACAAUACCACGACCAAUAACUCUCGAUGAUGAUGUACCGAUCGGUACGACAGUAAUUAAUUUAUUAGCACAAGAUUCAGACGGUACGGCACCAGGGAAUCAAGUGAGGUAUGAAAUAAUUGGACGUGGCAGUGCAAGCAGAUACUUUGUAAUUGAUCCCGACUCGGGCAUACUAACGGUACGAGAUGACUUGCGAAAGGAAACUGACUCUGAAUAUCAAGUGGAUAUUAGAGCUUACGAUCUCGGUGAGCCUCAACUAUCGUCCGUGACAACCGUUCCAAUUUAUAUUCGUCACGUAGCCACAGUUGCACCGGAAGUUGGAUUGGGUUUUGCAGAAGACUCGUACAAUGUUGACGUACCCGAAGACGCGAGUGACAACACGUUAAUUAAAAUUUUAACCAUCAUAAAUUCUCACGCUUACGAUACAACUUUGAAGUGCGAAAUUUACAGUGGAAAUGAGGACAGUUUAUUUGAAACUAAAAUUACUGAUGAACGGAAUUGCGCGUUAAAAUUGAAAAAAGGUGCUUUAGAUUAUGAGACUGUUGAAUUUUAUCAGAUUAAAAUAAAAUUGGAAUCUAUGUCGGGAUUUUUAAAUUCACAUCGGAAUAUAACAAUGGUUAAAAUCCAAGUGAUUGAUGUAAAUGACAAUAAGCCAGAAUUUAUAUUCCCCGAAGAUCCUCUCGGCUUACGCAGACGCCGGUAUUUUGCAUCAAUCCCGAAAACAGCGCAAUUUUCUUUCAACGUGCUGCAAGUAAAAGCUGUGGAUAAAGACAAUGGAAAGUAUGGAAAACUUGAGUACAAAAUGUUAAACGGCCGCGGGACCCAGUACCUGUCGAUAGAUAGUUACUCGGGCAUGAUAAAAACAAUCGGAACUUUCGACAAUGUCUUGCUGGAAGAACUCCCGUUUAAAUUCACCAUUCAAGUACGUGAUAAUCCCAACUCAACUACUAAAUUCAACACCGCGGAAGCGCCUGUCAUUGUCAAUUUAAUUGACGAAGAAAAUCUUUUGGUGUUGGCAAUUCAAGACGCUUCUGCCGACAACGUGCAGAAAGAGGCAACUAAAAUCGUCCGAGUGCUGGAAGAAAAAACCGGGCUGUUGAUUGGUAUUGACAGAAUAUCCACCAGGAAGACUGUUAAUAAAAAUUCUACUGUUGAAAAUCACCCUCAGGACACUGAUGUCUGGUUCUUUGCCAUUGAUCCAAAGACUGAAACUAUUUUAGACCGUAAUAACUCACACUUAAUAAGACGCCGGUAUUUUGCAUCAAUCCCGAAAACAGCGCAAUUUUCUUUCAACGUGCUGCAAGUAAAAGCUGUGGAUAAAGACAAUGGAAAGUACGGAAAACUCGAGUACAAAAUGUUAAACGGCCGCGGGACCCAGUACCUGUCGAUAGAUAGUUACUCGGGCAUGAUAAAAACAAUCGGAACUUUCGACAAUGUCUUGCUGGAAGAACUCCCGUUUAAAUUCACCAUUCAAGUACGUGAUAAUCCCAACUCAACUACUAAAUUCAACACCGCGGAAGCGCCUGUCAUUGUCAAUUUAAUUGACGAAGUAAAUCUUUUGGUGUUGGCAAUUCAAGACGCUUCUGCCGACAACGUGCAGAAAGAGGCAACUAAAAUCGUCCGAGUGCUGGAAGAAAAAACCGGGCUGUUGAUUGGUAUUGACAGAAUAUCCACCAGGAAGACUGUUAAUAAAAAUUCUACUGUUGAAAAUCACCCUCAGGACACUGAUGUCUGGUUCUUUGCCAUUGAUCCAAAGACUGAAACUAUUUUAGACCGUAAUAACUCACACUUAAUAAGAGUAAUGUUAGAUAAACCAGCAAUGUCAGCGUUAAUUUUCGACGUAUCAACAGCGGUCCGUGCCAACGCUAUUGACAUUCAUGCACCAGUAACAGCGCCUGAGCAACCAACAAUUGUUACUCCUAUAGCCGUGGCUUUUAGCGGCGAAGUAUUUCCAUACGCUUUAAUAAUAAUUGCUUGUGUUAUUCUCGUUCUUGGUGUCGCUGGAAUUAUUUACAUUUGCAUCUCGUGGUCUAGGUACAAAAGUUAUAGAGAACGUAUGCAGCGAAUGUACGUAGUUCCUCGAUACGAUCCAGUUUACGUUGAGACAGAUUUAAAAGAAUACGAGACACAAGUACUGCGUAUGAGUGUGCCAAAUGACGACAGCGAGAGCUACAAUGACUUACAAUUAGAUUUUAGCAAUAAAAAUCAUGCAUUUAGCCUUGAUAAUGUCAGCUAUAUUACCAAAGACCAUGGAGGAAGUACUGGCCAACAGAGUCCAGUGAGCUCGGAAGCUGCGACAACAGUACGAGCCUCAAGUAUCGCUGGCAAUCCAGAAGUUAACAUGCAGUCUCUUAGACGAUCAACAUUGAGUCGAAAGAACAAUAAUAAUACCAAUCUGAUAAAUAAUAUUGACACGCCGGUGUUAAAUCCGCUGUUCAAUCAUGAAGAGCUUUUAAGCGCAAGCCCUUCCAAUGACAACGUCACAUUUAGAGAGAGGAAAGACUACUCUCAUCUCGGGUUCAGUUACUUGACCGAGCAGAGUCCAAUUGAAACUACAACCGAACUGUAA